Penicillium griseofulvum is the source of this 1164-nucleotide messenger RNA. Its product is annotated as NAD(P)-dependent alcohol dehydrogenase. Gene Ontology annotation, biological process: D-sorbitol catabolic process. Gene Ontology annotation, molecular function: L-iditol 2-dehydrogenase (NAD+) activity; zinc ion binding. The coding region runs from base 1 to 1164 and encodes 387 amino acids. The transcript is spliced from 3 exons. Lineage: Eukaryota; Fungi; Ascomycota; Eurotiomycetes; Eurotiales; Aspergillaceae. The record is from RefSeq and is a predicted model, not a curated record.
AUGACUUCGGUACUUCUCGAUCAGUCAAACGGCCAGCAGGCCAUGACAGCCUCAAUGGGCGAUCGCAUUCCCCUCAAAGUCUCCCAUCCCAAUCCCUCGUUGCAAGUGACUGCAGACCACAAGCUCAAAUCUGUCGACACACCUGUUUACGCUCCCAAACGAGGCGAGGCGCUGGUUCACAUAAAAGCAACUGGAAUUUGCGGGUCAGAUAUCCACUUCUGGAAGACCGGCCGCAUUGGAUCUUUGGUGUUUGAAGGUGACUGCACAAUUGGCCAUGAAGCCUCGGGGAUCGUUCUGUCGUGCGGCGAAGGUGUCAACCAUUUAAAGCCAGGUGACCGAGUUGCCGUUGAACCUGGUGUUCCCUGUGCACAAUGUUUCCUUUGUGACGAGGGACGUUAUAACCUAUGCGAGGAUGUCCAGUUUGCCGGCGUUUACCCUUACGAAGGUACCAUUCAACGUUACAAGAACCACCCUGCGAAAUGGCUACACAAGCUACCCGAUAACGUCACUUUUGCCGAAGGCGCACUUCUUGAGCCGCUUUCGGUAGUGAUGCACGGCAUCAAGACGGCUGGUCUUUCUAUGGGCCGUGGUGUAGUUGUAUGCGGUGCCGGCCCUAUUGGACUGAUCGCUUUAGCUGCAGCACGUGCUUCUGGUGCUCACCCCAUUGUGGUGACGGACCUAGAGCCCUCUCGGCUGGCCUUUGCGAAAGACUUUGUUCCUUCGUGCAUUACAUAUGAGGUGGACCGGACAAAGGAUGCCAAGGCUAAUGGAGAGGCCAUUCGUGCUCUCUUUGGGUCUAGCGAAUACGCUGCUCCGGAAACCAUACUCGAGUGUACUGGUGUGGAAAGUAGUGUAUGCACUGCUGCGUACACUGCGCGGCGCGGAGGCACCGUCAUGGUGAUUGGUGUAGGAAAGGCAAUCAUGAACAACCUACCGUUUAUGCAUAUUUCGCUUGCAGAGAUUGAUCUCCGGUUCAUCAACCGCUACCGCGACACCUGGCCCCCGGCUAUUGCCUGCCUCAGUGGUGGCAUCUUGGACCUGAAGAAACUUGUUUCACAUGUCUUCCCUCUUGAGAAAGCCGAGGAUGCGCUACACCUUUGUGCUGACACUCGAAACGGUAGUAUCAAGGUGUUGGUGGUCGAUGAGCAGGAGGCUUCGUUAUAG